Symbiodinium natans is the source of this 1047-nucleotide messenger RNA. Lineage: Eukaryota; Dinophyceae; Suessiales; Symbiodiniaceae. The record is from the annotation of a GenBank genome assembly.
AUGAAGUGGGUGAUUGCUUCGAUCACUCUCGUCUGUUGCCGGGCUCUCGUGUACGAGACCGGCACGCAGCGUCCAGGUCUUGCAGAAUGCCCAAAGCUUUGGGAUGGUUCGUCCGUGUUAGGGGACGAUGGAGGCCACCAGUGUUUUGAACGUGUCAUGAUCGAUCCAGGGUCUGCACUGGGAGGUGGCAAGGAGCCCAGCAUGUGCGUGAGAAAUUACCACGAUAGCGUUUCAGACGCGGUUAAAGCGGCAGGAUACUGGCCGGAUUGCCCAGUGCUCACGCAGUUGUGGUUAUCUCUUCCCAACAAUGCUGCUCGUGUUGACCAUCCGGAUUUCAGAAUUUGUCCAGGCUCAGGCAGACCGGCGAACUCCAAGAAGUUAUUCGUAGAAGUUGGCGCAAACAUCGGCGCAUGUACCGCUCAAAUGCUUGCCAGACCAGAUGUGGACAUGGUGGUGGCCUACGAGCCAAAUCCUGCAAACCUUUUCUACUUGACGAGCACCAUCAUGAAAAAUAAUUUCAAGUCCAAGAUUGCCUUGUAUCCCGUUGGCUUGGGCGAGGUGGCGGCGAACCUCCCCAUCUAUGAAGAAAAGGGCAACGCAGGCAACUCGGUGGUUGGUCACCCUGUGCACUCGUCUUCCAAGCCGGCGGCGCACAUUGAGAUCCUAACUUUGGACGAGAUUUUCAUGGCAAGCGGCUCUCCACCAUACAUUCACCUCAUGAAGUUGGACGCGCAGGGCUUUGAGACAAAGAUUCUCCGAGGGGGCCAACGGCUUCUCAAGUCAGGGGCUGUGAAUGCCAUCAAGUUUGAGCUGGCGCAGGAUUGGCUUCGUGGCCACGGCUCGAGCACAGCUGAGUUGUUCACGCUGUUUGGAACCUCCGGCUUCGACCUUCACUCAAUGCGCGGAACGAGCGGUGGAGCGGCUGCAGCUGUGAUGAGCCCCUGGGAGCUGCGUCAGGUUGCUUGCCCGGAGCAUGGCCUGGUUCAAGACUUUUUGGCCAUCUACAACCCGGACAAGGACAUCUCAACAGCAGAAAUCGCUUGCUGA